Darwinula stevensoni is the source of this 1346-nucleotide messenger RNA. Lineage: Eukaryota; Metazoa; Arthropoda; Ostracoda; Podocopida; Darwinulidae. The record is from the annotation of a GenBank genome assembly.
GGUACCCUCGUCCCCCGGCAGAUGUCAGGAGAGUCGGAUGGGCCUCCCGCCAGGUUGCGCAAGCGCCUCCGCGACUGACUCAUCAGGCAGUUGGUGGUGUGAAGCGCACCUGGCACCCGAUUCGUGACUGGUCUCGGGAAUUGUGGGGGAAUCGGCGUUUUUGUGAUCGCGUGACUCUCGCUUUGCGAACUCUCCGGCUCCGGUUUUGAGGAGCUUUUUCGGGGCUUUUUGCCGACGCGUUCCGCGUGAAUUUCGCCAGGCCGCAUCGGCCCUCUUAUCAGACGUCCGUCCAUCAGAAGGAUUUCAUCAUGGUCGCUGGGUACUCAGAGGAUCAGCUUGCUGGAGUGCUGGGAAUCGUGGUCGUUUCUCUUUACUUGAAUUCAUAUGUAGACUUUCAGGAAGCGUUCCAGCUGUUUGACAACCGAGGCGAUGGGAAGAUCUUCGUGAGCCAAGUCGGGGACGUCCUGCGGGCUCUCGGACAGAACCCGACGGAAUCGGAAGUGAAGAAGUUGACCAAUCAACAUCGACAGGACGAUAGGAUCAUGUUCGACGUGUUCCUCCCGAUUCUUCAGACCAUCAGCAAGAACAGGAGCAACGAGAAGGCCGAGGACUUCAUCGAGGGCCUGCGCCACUUCGACAAGGACGGCAACGGAUUCAUCUCGUCGGCCGAACUCCGACAUCUUCUCACCACGCUCGGGGAGAAGCUGACAGACGAGGAAGUGGAGCAGCUGUUGGCCGGCCACGAGGACAGUCAGGGCAACGUCAACUACGAAGAUUUCGUGCGUCACAUCAUGAGCGGAUGAAGUCCUUCGUCGUGGCCAUCCUCCUUCCAUUCCUUACAUAUUAUAUAUCCUAUUCGGCUUCCCUCUCUAUUUUAUACGAAUGUCUGCUGAUCAUGCGUUGUAGUCCCACUAAUCCAAAUCUUGGAUCGGCACAAAGAUGUCUUUGAGGAGCGAAGUGCAAGAGAUCCUCCCCCCUUAAUAUUGGUCAAUGCACAUCAUUUUGCAUUUCUGCUUCAUGUGUUUGCCUUCCCUUUUUAGAGCUACAUGAACAGUAUUGUCUUUUCCAAUGCCCUAGAAAAUAUUGCCAAAAAGAAUCACUAAGAGCUUUUGAGCUGAACUCUAUUUUAAUGGAACAUAUUCAGGUACUUAUUUGAGCAUGGAUUGAAAUCUAUUCAAGUUUUAAAGUUAUUAGAUGACUUCCUGCUGGAAAUGAUUUUCUAAAGUAAAGGGGAUGAUUGCAUUCAUACCAGUUGUAUGUUUUUCUUCAGUGAUGUUGAACAUAGGUGAAAAUUUUACAGCAUGACAUGAAAACAAGCCAUGCCAGCUCUACCAGUUUGACUGAGG